Molecule: messenger RNA, 898 nt
Organism: Racocetra persica
Lineage: Eukaryota; Fungi; Glomeromycota; Glomeromycetes; Diversisporales; Gigasporaceae
Source: the annotation of a GenBank genome assembly
CUUUAAACGUUCACUUGUCUUGAUUAAUCGUUACUGGUGCGAAACUCUUACACCAGAGCUCUGGAGUGAUCCUUUUGAAAACUGUGAAACGGAUGAAGGAUACGAAUUAUUAAUUGAUACAUAUCUUAAAUGUUUACCUUCUAAUGUAUUGAAAAAUCUUGGACUUGUUACGACUUCAUCAUCUAUUGCAUUUGAUUAUCCAUCUUAUUUACGACACUUUGAUCCUAAUGUAAUAUUGUCAGGUGUUAAAGUUUGGGUCGAACAAACCAUUCGUCCAGAUAUUGAUUUGAUUGAGAAAGAACGAAGAAUAAUGGCGAUAUAUUGUGCACUUUUGGGAAAUUUUAUGAUGAAGUCAAAAGCAAUUCACAAAGUUACAUUGUAUGAAACACAAUUUGUGAAUUUCUUUAAUUUUUUUGGAGCAGAAACAUGCCUUUCAGCAAUUCGAACAUUUCAUUGCAAUGUUAGUGAUUCUGGAGCCCUGGAAUUGUCAAACAUUUUACAAUCAGCUUUGGCGGUUUCUAAGAAAGUUCAAAAAUUAAAAGUUUGCUUGAUAAAUAUUGACAUCGGCAUUGAUGCGGUAGUUAAAAAUAUGGCAUGUUUUAUUAAAAAUCAACAAAAUCUAAAAGCCGUGUCUGUUGAAAGUUUCGAAAGGGACUUUCGUAAACUUUGGAAAUCAAUUUCUUUACAUUUCAACACACUAAUUGAUGUUAGAUUAGUUUCUAUAAAAUUUAACGAACGUAGGCCCUUUCAACUUCAAGAAUUAGCGUUCAUUCCUAACUUAGAAGUUCUCAAAAUUUAUAAUUGUGAAAACUUGGAGUUUUCAUCAUAUUCGAAAAUUGAACCAAUAGCGUUUCAAAAGAUUCAUAGAUUUAAAGUUGAGAAUUGUCGAAAUUUUCCA